This is a messenger RNA of Leptidea sinapis, 4263 nucleotides long. RefSeq names its product eukaryotic peptide chain release factor GTP-binding subunit ERF3A (gene eRF3). Bases 224 to 2110 code for a protein of 628 amino acids. Gene Ontology annotation, biological process: translation. Lineage: Eukaryota; Metazoa; Arthropoda; Insecta; Lepidoptera; Pieridae. The record is from RefSeq and is a predicted model, not a curated record. Gene Ontology annotation, molecular function: GTP binding; GTPase activity; translation release factor activity. The transcript is spliced from 12 exons. Gene Ontology annotation, cellular component: translation release factor complex.
UUGUCAUUUUUGAGUUCCAGAUUAUCUGCUUUUAUUAAACAAAACUUUAGCUUGUGACAUAAUUUUAGUAUGACUUUAUUUGGCAAAUUGCCAUGAACUUCCGGUGUGAGAUAAAGACACACGCGGAUCUAUCGAGAAAAGAACGCAAAAUUAAAUAUCGGAAUAUAACUCAAUAAGAACGAAUAACAUAUUUAUUAUUAUUGUGCAUUUUUUACUUAUUAAAAUGUCUAAUAACGGUGCUCCGGAUUCGUGGGAAAGUCAAGCUGAAGUGGCUGAACAAGGUGCAAAAGAUUCUAAUGAUGUGUCUACAAAAUUUUCCACGUUGAAUGUAAAUGCCGUGGAAUUUGUGCCUACUUUUUGUAUAUCUCCUCAAUCCAGCGAGAAAAGCUCGCCAUCAACACCACAAAAAUCUAAAAGUAUCACCCCUAUCUCCGAUGGAAGUCCGGUCGUCAAUGGCUGUAAAGAUGGAAAUGAUACUGUAGCUGCUCCGGCAUCACCACGAGUAGAGGAACCUCCUCCUGUUCCUCCCGCUGAUGAAGCUGAAAAGUCGAUGAAUAGCACUCCAAUAUCUUCUGAAGCUGUGACUCCUGACAAUGACUCGGGUCAAAUUACUGAUGCAGACCCACAGUCAGAAGUUCCGCUUGAUGACCACUCUCCCACUGCUGACAGUUGGGAGAAUGAAACUGAAAGUGGUUUACUAACUGAAGAAAAUAUUGAGCCUGAUGAAGAGGAAGCAGAACCUCAAGUACAAGCAGCUGAGGAUGGGGAAAUUGCAAAGAAAAUUCCGAAAAAGAAACCUCCACGGGUUGAAGAAACACGAAGCAAAAAAGAACAUGUAAACGUAGUAUUCAUAGGACACGUAGAUGCUGGAAAAUCUACAAUUGGGGGUCAAAUCAUGUCACUGACAGGAAUGGUGGAUAAAAGAACACUAGAGAAAUAUGAACGUGAAGCAAGAGAGAAAUCAAGAGAAUCAUGGUACCUAUCAUGGGCACUAGAUACCAACCAAGAAGAACGUGAUAAGGGUAAAACUGUGGAAGUGGGAAGAGCAUACUUUGAGACUGAAAAAAAGCACUUUACAAUACUAGAUGCACCCGGACAUAAGAGCUUUGUUCCCAAUAUGAUUGGUGGAGCCGCACAAGCUGAUCUAGCUGUAUUGGUUAUAUCUGCGAGGAAAGGAGAGUUUGAGACUGGAUUUGACAGAGGGGGGCAAACCAGAGAACAUGCUAUGUUAGCGAAAACAGCUGGUGUUAAACAUUUAGUAGCACUUGUUAAUAAAAUGGAUGACCCAACAGUCAACUGGGAUGAAAAGAGAUAUAAUGAAUGUAGAGAUAAAAUUUUACCUUACCUUAAGAAACUUGGUUUCAACCCAUCAAAAGAUCUCUCAUUUUUGCCAGUUUCAGGACAGACUGGCCAAGGAUUAUUGGAAAAGGUGUCUGAAGCUGUUUGUCCAUGGUACCAAGGCCCCUCAUUUAUUCAGUUAAUAGAUGAGUUGCCAUCAAUGAACAGAAAAGUUGAUGGACCAUUUAUAAUGCCAGUAGUUGACAAAUAUAAGGACAUGGGCACAGUUGUCAUGGGCAAAGUUGAGGCGGGAACCACACGCAAGGGAAGUACACUGUACUUGAUGCCUAACAGGGUACAAGUAACUGUAGACCAGUUAUGGUCUGAUGAUAUUGAAGUAACAUCAAUCGGUCCCGGUGAGAAUGUUAAAGUGAAACUCAAGGGUAUUGAGGAAGAAGAUGUAUCACCCGGGUUUGUUUUAUGUGACACAGCAGAGCCAAUCACAACAGGAAGAGUGUUUGAUGCGCAAGUUGUCAUCUUGGAGCACAAAUCAAUUAUUUGUGCAGGUUACUCAGCUGUCAUGCAUAUUCAUUGUGCGGCCGAAGAAGUUACUGUUAAGGCGCUGAUCUGUUUGGUGGAUAAAAAAACUGGCGAUAAGUCAAAGACGCGGCCGCGGUUUGUGAAGCAAGACCAAGUGGCCAUCAUGAGGAUAGAGUGUGCCGGUAUCAUCUGUUUAGAGCCCUUCAAGAAGUUUGCCCAGAUGGGAAGAUUCACAUUAAGAGAUGAAAAUAAAACGAUUGCAAUUGGAAAAGUUCUCAAAGUCAUAGAGUAAACCCGGCACUACAUUUAUAAUUUAGGUAGGUUAGUAUUUAAUAUAAUAAUUUAAUAUCUUCUUGAGAGAUUGUGUCUAUGUAAAAUACAAAAUUGAAAUUCACUUAGAGCUUGAGUGUCAAGUGUAAUGUUGAUAUUUAGCACAGCAGUACUGGUCACAAUUUGGUACGAAGAGUGUCACCGCCACUGCCAUACAGCCUCUUAUCGUAGCUUAAAGCCUAGACAGAUAAUUAAAGCCACGUCAUAUUUCAAACUAACCUGUUUGUUAUUGAUAUAGUUGAAUAUCAUGUUGUAAUGAAAUUUUAAUGAAUAUCGGGUACAAUUAGAUGUUUUCAAUGUGUGUAAAAAAUAUAUUUAUACUGUGAACGUAGUAGUUUUAUAUCAAACGAUGUUUAACAUGCUUCCAUUGAGCAAGUGAUAAACGAGUCCUCAAAAUAUAAACGAAUGUGAUAAUCAAAAUAUUCACUAAACUUAAUGACCGAACGAACAUUUUUACAUAAUACAUACUUUAAUAUAUCAUAUAUUAUUAUAUUUGACAUAAAUUGUUGAUUUGUUACCAGUGUAACGUGAGUGCAGGAAUUGAGUGUUGCCACUGCUGAGUAAAACAUUGAGCAUGGUUCAUGAACAAACAAAUGUUGCCAGCUGUUAUGUAAAUUAUUAAUUUAUUGUGUACAUAUUACAAUGCUCUAGAUAUUUAAGAGCGAAUAUGAAAUAUGUAACAUAAGUCUGCUUCGAAACAUUUAUAUUAUUCAUGAAACAUGCACAUGGGAAAAUUUGAUGCUCUUUCAAGUUGCAAUCGUGCAUAGGAUUGUUACAAAUAUAGUAGUAUUCUAAGUGCUCUUAAAUAUUUCAUGUGUACCUAUUGCAAGCAUAUAUUUAUAUUUUUAUAUCAUUGUCGUGAAAACUGUUUGUUUUGAGAUAUGGUUAGUGCAGUUGUCUGAUAUGUAUUUGGCAUACAAAGGUCUCGGUUGGUUUAGAUCAAAGUGGAUCUCUCACUUGAAUGACCGCAUUUGUAAAUAACUGGAGAUAUUGGUGUAGAAUUUCCCCCAUGUGUAUAGUAAGAGCACAGAGAAUAAUAUGCCCUCAUCUACAUGCUUCGUGAAGCUCUCAUGUGUGUUAGGAUGGACAACAGCUUGUAAAUGUCAUCCGGAAGUGAAAUGUCCUACAUUAUGGGUAAUUUAUAAAUUACCGGUUCACCAGUUGUGUGUUACGAUUAUAAAUAUUAAUUUUAUACUUUUCCCUCUUGCUCCCAUUUGAAGCGUUGAAUAUCCUAACAGUUAGUGUUUAACCCUAUAUUUUCACUUACUAUAAAUAUAUUAAGUAAUGGUUAUAUAUUGUUCCAUAUUUUAGAAACAGUGUAAUUUUUUGCUAACAUAAUUUGCUAUGCUAUGAAUAUAGGCAUAGACAAUUAAUUUGUAAAGUAUGUCCAAUAUAGCAUUAUAUUAUUUGAGUAGUAACACAUGUAUCGGUAUCAUAUAGAUAAACAUACUACUUGCAAUAUUUUUAUAAAAUUAUGAUAACAUGUAGUUAAUAUUAUAAUAUGUAAUUUAUUCAUCUGGGCAUAUAAAUUAUGGGCAAAAGUUGGAUUUAUUUAUAAAACAUAGAGUAUGUUUAAUGAGGUUAAUAUUUUAAUGGUUUUGGUUAACCUUCAUUAUUCUCAGUCGAUAAUUAACACCUAUUUUUUGUUAUUGGCAUUAUUAAGUCGAUACCUAGGAUGUGAAAUAUUCUAAUGUAUUUUAUAUAUUGUCACACGAAGAUGAGAGAUAUAAGGUACUUAUAAUAUAGUGAGGGCUGCAUAGAUAGACCAACGAAACAUUUGUUAAAUUAUUGUAUUAUUUGAGCCUUCUGCUUUUUUAAAGUAAUCAGUUUUGUUAAGGAUGAUACAUUAAUGAUUUAUGUAUUUAUAUAUCAGUGAUUAUGACCGAAAUGGCGAGCGAGAAGCACAUUUUAAUUGGUGAUGACACGAGGAGUCUGUAUAUCAAUGACGUAACAUCCGUAACACGCUGUCACUCGGUCACGGCAUAGGACGCGAUGACCGCCGCCAUAGUGCCUUUUAUUAAUUUUCGCCACGGCGCCGCACAAUGUGCGUGCAUAUUAUUAUAUGCGUCUUAUAUUAUUUUGUUUAAAUUUAAAUAAAAUUUUAUCAAAACUGCA